AGAUCGUGAAGGAGUCGCAGCAGCAGCACGGUUUACGACACGGAGACUUCCAGAGGUACAGGGGUUAUUGCUCCCGUAGGCUAAGGCGGCUCCGAAAAACUCUCAACUUCAAGAUGGGAAACAGGCACAAGUUCACCGGGAAGAAAGUAACCGAAGAGAUUCUCUCAGACAACAGGUAUUUGCUGUUGAUUCUGAUGGAUGCGGAGCGAGCCUGGAGUUACGCCAUGCAGCUGAAGCAGGAAGCAAACACAGAACCUCGCAAACGAUUUCACUUGCUGUCUCGCCUGCGCAAAGCUGUGAAACAUGCCGAGGAGCUGGAGCGACUGUGUGAAAGUAACAGAGUGGAUGCCAAAACAAAGCUGGAAGCUCAGGCAUACAUGGCUUACCUCACAGGAAUGCUUCGCUUUGAACACCAGGAGUGGAAGGCAGCAAUGGAGGCUUUCAACAAAUGCAAGACCAUAUAUGAAAAACUGGCCAAUGCUUUCACAGAAGAGCAAGCUGUACUGUACAACCAGCGUGUGGAAGAGAUCUCGCCCAACAUUCGCUACUGUGCCUAUAAUAUUGGUGACCAGUCUGCUAUAAAUGAGUUGAUGCAGAUGAGACUGAGGUCUGGUGGCACUGAAGGUCUUCUUGCAGAAAAACUGGAGGCACUGAUUACCCAAACUCGAGCAAAGCAGGCAGCCACAAUGAGCGAGGUGGAGUGGAGAGGAAGAACUGUUCCGGUGAAGAUAGACAAAGUGAGGAUCUUCUUGUUGGGGCUGGCCGACAACGAAGCAGCAAUUGUUCAGGCAGAAAAUGAGGAGACAAAGGAACGUUUGUUUGAAUCUUUACUCAGUGAGUGUAGAGAUGCCAUUCAGGCUGUUCGAGAAGAUUUGAAACCAGACCAGAAGCAACGGGAACACGCUCUGGAAAACGAUUCUGGGAAGGUGUCCAACAUCCAGUACUUACACAGUUAUUUGACUUACAUCAAGCUGUCAACAGCCAUCAAGCGCAAUGAAAGCAUGGCAAAGUCUCUGCAGAAGGCGCUGCUGCAGCAGCAGCGGUCAGAAGAGGAUGGCAAGCGCACACCACGGCCUCAGGACCUGAUCCGUCUUUACGAUAUCAUUUUGCAGAACCUCGUGGAACUGACACAGCUUCCUGGCCUAGAAGAGGACAAGAACUUCCAAAAAGAGAUUGGAUUGAAGACGCUUGUGUACAAAGCUUACAGGUGUUUCUUCAUUGCGCAGUCCUAUGUCCUGGUAAAGAAAUGGAGUGAAGCCCUUGUUUUAUAUGAAAGAGUGCUGAAAUAUGCCCGCGAAGUUCAGUCCGGAGCUGGAGCUUAUACGAACAGCUUGAAGGAGCUGCCUGAUGUUCAGGAGCUGAUCACUCAAGUCAACGCAGAGAAAUACUCCUUGCAAGCAGCAGCUAUAUUAGAUGCAAACGAGACUCAUGAGACUGAGUCGCCAUCUCAGGUCAAGGAUGGCAAGCCCCUCUCGGAACGGUUUGAGACUUUCUGCCUGGAUCCUUCUCUUGUCAGCAAGCAAGUCAGCCUCGUGCACUUCCCGCCGGGCUUCCAGCCCAUCCCAUGCAAACCCUUGUUCUUUGACCUGGCCCUUAAUCAUGUUGCUUUCCCACCUCUGGAGGACAAGGUGGAGCAGAAGGCCAAGAGUGGCCUCACCGGAUAUAUAAAGGGCAUAUUUGGAUUCAAAAGUUAACCAGGACCCCCUGAGGAACAGAGGUUUUAUUCUGUAUUGAAGGAAAAGCUCCAAGAGGUUCUAGGACACAAAUAUCUGCACCCGCAACCGACAGAGGGAGGCUUUACCAUCUUCUUCCCUGUGUUCUGUGUAAAUGUCUGUGCACUUACGUUCUCUCCCCGUGUAUUAAAGGCAAACAGUCUAUUCAGAAACAUGCAUACACUAUAAAUAGCUGAAAAGGAUCUGGAGCACAGAGAAAUUCCAUUCUGCUUGGAGAAGCUGGAGCUUGCUUUGCGACCAGCGGGCUGUUCAGGGCCCGUACGUGUCUCCCUACCGUGGCCCAGGGCACAGGCAUGACUUGGUUCCUCCCCCCCAUUAUUUGACACUAUGGUUUGGUAUUUUGGUCUAGAAAUCUGGGUGCGAUGGGGAAACAGGCAAAAGCAGAUGCAGAACUGAACCAGCAAGUGAGGCUGCCUACACGAAGGCUAUGACACAGUAGCCAAGGGGGCUAACGUCUCCUCCCUUUCGACUCGCAGGCCUCACCGAGAAGCAUAUGUAGUUAUGUACAGAGAAGUCUCUGUAUUUUUUUAAAAAUGUGACAUUCAGAAAUGACAAAAUAGAGCCUCUUUCUU
Molecule: messenger RNA, 2305 nt
Organism: Nipponia nippon (crested ibis)
Lineage: Eukaryota; Metazoa; Chordata; Aves; Pelecaniformes; Threskiornithidae
Source: RefSeq, a predicted model, not a curated record